Messenger RNA from Cimex lectularius (bed bug), 1079 nucleotides. RefSeq lists its product as uncharacterized. Lineage: Eukaryota; Metazoa; Arthropoda; Insecta; Hemiptera; Cimicidae. The record is from RefSeq and is a predicted model, not a curated record. Bases 170 to 613 code for a protein of 147 amino acids. The transcript is spliced from 5 exons.
CGCAUUUUGCAGCUAUUUCCCCCAGUCCGCCCACUGGCCAAUUGCGUUUCACCUCCCAAAUAGCGGCAAAGUGCGCAUGAGAUGAGCAUUGAGCAGUGAUAUUUUAUGCACAUUGACCACAUGGGCACGUAAGAGCACCUGUUUGCAACUUGACAUUUUCCUUUACGCGAUGACGAGAUGUUAUUUCAGUCCUAUUGAAAGCCUUCUACCUUUUAAAUAUACAAGCAGAAGCCGACAAAACGAUAAAAUGGAAAUGAAAAAUCCUUUGUCCAUCUACGAGAGUAUGAUGAUAUGGAAAAUAAAGCAGGAUUACAGAUAUAAGACAAGAGAUGGAUUCUAUUGGCCUUUUGGAAGACCAGGAGGAGGAGCGGCUAACUCUGGCAACUUCAGGAAGCAGAAAGUUCCAACAAUAUACAGAGAACCUAACAUUAUACAACUGGAUGCCGAUGAGACAAUAAAUUGGAAACAUCCACUGUCUGUCCACGAAGGUAUGGUGACAUGGCAAAGAAACCAGGAAGACAAAUAUCAGACAAUGGACGGAUUCUACUGGCCUUUUGGAAAUCCAGGAGGAGGAGCGGCUAACUCGGACAACUUCAGGAAGCAGAAAGUUUAAAAUAUAAAUAAUAGUAACUAAUAUAUCUUGAAUAAUUAUUGUUAAUAUAAAAGUUGCUAGGUUUACUGUCUGAUUUCUAAUCAAACAUUAACAAGAAUUUCCAGUAUAAUUUUAACAGCAAUUAACCUGGAAGUAUUAUAAUAAAAAUUGUAGGGGCAAAAAUAUUUGUAUAGUCUUUUCUCCAUUGAGAAUUAAAGUUCUGACAUGUUCCAGCGUUUCAUCAAUUGCAUUGAAUUGUCCCCUUGCACUAGAAUUUGUUUUUUGUAACAUUUGACCUGGCAAGAAACCCUCAGUCAAAUAUAAAUGAAAACAAUGGUAAGUCAACCAAUUAUAUGAAAAUUUCAUUCAGAAUUUGAUUCAAAAUUUUCCAAAUGGAUAUGUCAGUUACUGUAGCUAAAUUUUGUUUUGGAGGCUGAUCAUUUUUGUAAUAAACCAAAUACAAAUAAAAUAAUUCUAAUAAACACAA